Messenger RNA from Maudiozyma saulgeensis, 975 nucleotides. Lineage: Eukaryota; Fungi; Ascomycota; Saccharomycetes; Saccharomycetales; Saccharomycetaceae. The record is from the annotation of a GenBank genome assembly.
AUGUCUACUACACAAACUGCCACCGAAACCUCUCAAUUAUCACUAACUGGUGGUACUAUCCAUCACGCCCUCUCAGAUGUUGUCAAGACCAACGAUUGGUCUGACUUCAAAUUUACACCAAUUCGUGAAUCCACCGUUUCAAGAGCUAUGACCUCUCGUUACUUCAAGGACAUGGACAAGUACGCCGUUGCUGAUGUUAUUAUUAUUGGUGCUGGUUCAUCCGGUUUAUCUGCCGCUUAUGUCAUCUGUAAGAAUAGACCAGAUCUAAAAGUUGUCUGUAUCGAAUCCAAUGUUUCCCCAGGUGGUGGUGCUUGGUUAGGUGGUCAAUUAUUUUCCGCCAUGAUUAUGAGAAAACCGGCACACUUGUUCCUGGAUGAAGUUAAUGUUCCAUACGAAGAUGAGGGUGAUUACGUCGUUGUUAAACAUGCUGCUCUGUUUACUUCAACUGUUCUAUCAGAAGUUCUUAAAUUCCCUAACUUUAAAUUAUUCAAUGCAACUGCUGUUGAAGAUUUAGUCACUAGACCAGCUGGUAAUAAUGGUGAAGUUACUGCUGCCGGUGUUGUCACUAACUGGACUCUGGUCACUAUGAAUCAUGACACACAAUCAUGUAUGGAUCCUAAUGUCAUUGAAUUGGCUGGUUACCAAGAUGAUGGUUCCCGUGACACUUCUGCCAAGCACGGUGUCAUACUAUCAACCACUGGCCAUGAUGGUCCAUUCGGUGCUUUUACUGCUAAGAGAAUCGUUCAAAUUGACGGCAAUCAAACCGUUGCUGGAAUGAAAGGUCUAGAUAUGAACCACGCUGAAGCUGCCGUUGUUAAGAUGUCGGGUGAAUAUAAAGGUGUCGGUAACGUUUAUUUCGCCGGUAUGGAAAGUGCUACUCUACAUGGUCUAAACAGAAUGGGCCCAACAUUUGGUGCCAUGGCUGUCUCUGGUAUCAAGGCUGCCGAUGAAAUUCUAAAGCACUUUGCCGCUUAA